AUGAUCGUUCACCCUGACCUCGCUACGUUUCAUGACAACGCGACUUUGCACGCGAGACAAGUGCCUGCAAUCGCUGAAGGUACAGCCAUUCCUCAACUCUCGGGGGCAGGUUCCAUACCUGCCAUUGCAAAAUCUCAAGCAGCACCUGUAAUCUCUGCUGGUAACGCGAUUCCGACCAUCGCAGCCGCCAAUGGCGUGCUGGUGCUCGGUCAACCCCAGGCGGUACCUGUGAUGUCUGAAGGUAUACCGAUCAUCCAGGCUUCCAACGCUGUACCCGCUAUCGAAAGUACCCAAGCAGCACCAGUCAUGUCCGAAGGACAUGCCAUACCCACCAUUGCAGCCGCAAAUGCCGCACCAGGGGUUGAGAAGACACAAGCAGUGCCUGUGAUCGGAGCUGCCAACGCCGCUCCAACACUACCACCCAACCUCGAAGCCCCAUCCUUUGACUACGUGCCUGGCGGAAACCUUGCUGGCGGCACCUACACUCUUGGUGCAGCAGUUCCAACCGCGACUGCUGUCUUUAUCGGUGAGAACAAGUACAAGUUCCCAACCUUCGAAGAUAUCAUGAAGUCAGCGACUGUUGGUGUUGCAGGCGCUGUGCCGACUGCAGGAUCUGGCGAGCCAUUCACCGGCUGGACUACAUUGACCAACCUCGACACACGGCAAAAGUCAAGCCUUGCAGCUGCAGAAGAUGGCAACUUCUACAUGGUCGGCAGUACUGCAUCCGCGUCUCCGGGCACGCAGUUCUACAGUGAAAACUCUAUCGCCUUCAAGGAUGAGUCGGAGCGCAUGUUCCACUACUACCCGGAUACCAUGUCAGCUUAUGGCGUAUCAAGACUUCGAGCUUCGCAGGUAUUGGAUACACCACUUGGUGCAAAGCUCAUCACUCUCGUGCCAGUCUCGACACCCGAGGGUGUUGUUGCUUAUGUGGCAGCUGAUACUGAUGGGCACAACUACCUGUUGGCCUGGUGCACAGCGCCAAGAUGGCAGGGCUCCAAGGUCUUCCUGGUCAGUGACUACGAGAAGGGGCUGCAGACUUUAUUAAGUGGUGAUGUGCAGUGGAUCGUGACAGGUAACAAUGUCACAGAGUGCGAUCCGCUGGUGUUGACGAGCCAGGCAGGAGGUUUGACACCUGUUUAG
This is a messenger RNA of Aureobasidium musti, 1140 nucleotides long. NCBI's taxonomy places the organism in Eukaryota, Fungi, Ascomycota, Dothideomycetes, Dothideales, Saccotheciaceae. The record is from the annotation of a GenBank genome assembly.